This is a messenger RNA of Caenorhabditis remanei, 747 nucleotides long. RefSeq lists its product as uncharacterized. Lineage: Eukaryota; Metazoa; Nematoda; Chromadorea; Rhabditida; Rhabditidae. The coding region runs from base 1 to 747 and encodes 248 amino acids. The transcript is spliced from 5 exons. The record is from RefSeq and is a predicted model, not a curated record.
AUGACGACCCGAAGAAUCGUACUGUUCUGCGCCGUCGCCGCGUGCGUCUCAGCCGCCUCGUCGGAGAUCUCUGUCCGCAUCGAGAGACAUUUCCCAUGCUCAGCUAGCUCAGGACCAAAGAAAGAUACUCUCCUUAUCAAGUUCCCUUCAUACAAAACAGCUGGAGUUCAGUUCCAUGAAGAAAUCAGCGAGAAUGGACACAAAUGCUUCAGAAUGUCCGGAGGAAAAGUUGAGGUGUAUGCCCCAGGACUCGAUGGAUCUAAAAAAUACUAUGUUCAUCUUGAGACUAGAAUUGGAAUCCACGGAAAGCCAGAGAGAUGCGUAAACGCUGACUCAAAUGGAUGCGGAGGAAUCGGAUCUUGCGUCCACUGUGAUAUCUGCCACACUAUGGGAGGAUCUCUUAAGAACUUUGUUCAAAUCUUCCAAGCCGACAAGCCAGCUCAAUGCUCUAGCAAGGGACUCCCAGCCGGAUCAUACACCGACCUCUCCCUCCGAGUCUGUCUUCCAACCAAAAACGAACUCCUUCCAUUCCUUGACCAAAACGCUUCCCGUGCCGAACAAUUGUGGGAUCUCUUCGUCAGCUCCCGCGCCCGUUCCGGUGAAAUUCCACUUGUCAUCGCUGCUCGUCUUUUUGACAGACCAAUCAACAACAUGGAUGCCAAGUCAUUGAACACACUACUCCAUGACACCAAGGAAGGAAUGAUUGGAUGCCACUGGAUCUACGCCACUGUCUCCCAACCAAACUAA